This is a messenger RNA of Kalmanozyma brasiliensis GHG001, 1659 nucleotides long. RefSeq lists its product as uncharacterized. NCBI's taxonomy places the organism in Eukaryota, Fungi, Basidiomycota, Ustilaginomycetes, Ustilaginales. Bases 1 to 1659 code for a protein of 552 amino acids. The record is from RefSeq and is a predicted model, not a curated record. The transcript has 2 exons.
AUGUCGACCUCGUCCACACCAGCGCCCGGUGCUGUGCAAGUCACCAACUUCGCCCUGCCACCUCCCACCGCCAGCAACGGCUACGGCACCAUCCCCACCCAUGAGACGCCGACCACCAAGCCGACGAGCACCUCGACCCGCGUCCUCGCGCCCGAUCUGCUGCGCGGCCUCAUCCUGCCGCUAAUGUCGCUCGACCACGCCGCCCUCUUCAUGGGCGCCUGGCUCCACGGCACACCCGAACAGUCCGAGUCCGCAGGCACCAUCUUUACGCGCUGGAACUUCAACGCCGCCUACAUCAGCCGCACCGUCACGCACCUUUGCGCGCCUGGGUUCUUCUUCCUGAUGGGUAUGGGGACUGUCUACUUCCACAGGUCCAGGGCGAAGCUCGGCUGGGGUCGGGGAAGGAUGACGAGGCACUUUGUGGUCCGGGCGCUUGCGCUGACGGCGGUCAAUGAGGUGAUGGGCCUGACGCUCAUGUGGGGAAGACACUUUUGGUUGAUCAACAUUGUGCUGAUCGGGUUGGCGGUGGACUAUCUGUUGACGGGGCUGCUGUGUCUGGUGGUGGAUGGGACUGAGAGGUCGGUUGCAGGGGCGAUCGAUGGGAUGCUUGUGAAGGCUGGAAAGGGCAGCGAUGAUGCUGCGAGGAGGCCGCUGCUCGCGAAUGGCGGAAGUGCGGCUGCUGAAGAACAGCGUGGUCACAGCAACGGCAACGGCACGACAGCAGCGACACCGGUAGCAUCAGCUCGAGCUCAGACUCUCUCGUUCUGGCUGCACAAUUUUGUCCUCGCCGUGCUCACCUACAUCACCAUCUUUUGGAACGUCUGGCUGUCACCGAGUGGAGGACACUGCUCCGCCACAUCCGCUCAGCCCUCCUCCUUCAGCCAAUCGCCAAUCGAACUCCUCGCGCUCGCCCCAUCGUCGGUCAGCACCAUGGCUGAGCAGCCACCCUCUCCCCCAGGAUCGCGCUUCGGCCCCUGGUUCGAUUUCUGGUUCUACUCGGUGCAGAACAAGCGGGUCAUGUCCGGGUUCCCGCCGCUCGCCUGGAUCUCGUUCUGCAUCUUUGGCAUGCUCUACGCGCGCGUGAUGCUGUACAAGCGCUGGACGCCUCGAGCUGUCGUCGCAUGGAACCUGGGCGUGGGCGUCGUGCUGGCAGCCCUGUUCGUCGGCACGAGGGUGCUACACUUUGGCAACCUCUCAGAGGGGUGUCUGCGGAUGCCGGAACAGCUCGCACACCCCGAGAGGAACCAGUACCUCGUCUCGAUCAAGAGCUUCUUCUACAUCACCAAGUACCCGCCGAGCCCGGCGUUCUUCUUCCUGACCAUGUCGGUCAACUUUGCGCUCCUCGCCCUGUUCAGCGCCAUCCCACCCGCGGUAGCAACCGCCAUCCCGGGGUUGAUGAACUUUGGCGGAUCGGCGCUGUUCUUCUACGUGGCGCACAUGUACCUGUACUUCCUGCUGGCGAUUCCGGCGCGCUACUUCUUCGAGCACGACCUGCCGGAUACGCCGCCGAACGCGUGGGAGAGGACCAAGGGGUUGGGCGCCAGCGCUCCGUUUUGGAUCACGUGGAUCGCAGGGCUGUUCAUUCUUAGUCCCAUGUGCCGCGCAUACGGGAGGUUCAAGGCUGCACAGUCGGCGGAUUCGCUCUGGCGCUUCUUCUAG